AUGGCGGCAGGCCUGAACCUCCAGCGGCUCGUCAACGAUCGCCUUAAACUUGACCUGAGUAACCAGGGUCUGACGUCCAUCCCGGAGGAGGUGUUUGAUAUCACUGACCUGGAGAUUCUAGAUGUGUCCAAAAACAAACUAACCAGCAUCCCGGAAGCAAUCGGCCGUCUGCAGGAACUUUCCAGUUUGGACGCUGACGGCAACAUGCUGACACGUUUGCCACAGGCGAUCGGUUCCUUGCAGAAAUUGACACACCUGUACAUUUAUAUGAAUCAGCUGACGGAGGUGCCCUCAGGCGUCUGCUCGCUCCCUAACCUUGAGGUGUUAAGUGUCAGUAAUAAUAAACUCUCCACCUUCCCUCCUGGUAUGGAAAAGCUUCAGAAACUGAGAAGACUGGGCAUUUAUGGUAAUCAGCUGACGAAGCUGACGGAGGUACCCUCAGGCGUAUGCUUGCUCCCAAACCUUGAGGUGUUAAGUGUCGGUAAGAACCCCAUCAGACGUCUACCCGAUGACGUCACACGACUCGACAGACUGAAGACUCUCAGUGUCAAUGACUGUCAGUUUGAUGAGUUCCCCGGACAGGUGCUGCAGCUGAAGACACUGGAGGAACUGUACGCUGGACAAGAGGGCGGGCGCAAGUUUGACAUGGUCCCAGAUGAAGUGGGAAACUUACAACACCUGUGGGACUUGUCAUUGUCCAAUAACCUCCUCAAAACCCUGCCGAGCACCUUGAGUCACCUGCACAACCUACGGGAGGUCCUCCUCCAUAGUAACAAGUUCGACACGUUCCCAGAAGUCCUGUGUGAACUACCUGCCAUGGAGAAACUGGACAUAAGGAACAACAACAUCACCAGGCUCCCAACCGCCCUUCACCGAGCAGACAAGCUGAAGGACUUGGAUGUUUCUGGAAACCCCCUGACAUACCCUCCACAGGAUGUGUGUAAACAAGGGACCGACGCCAUCAUGGCCUUCCUGACACAGGAGGCUGAGAAAGAUGGGAGAAUUCUUCGUGCCUUCAACCGCCUGUCCGUGAGGGCGAGUCAAACCCAGUGGAAACCUCUCGCCCGGAGCCUGGGGCUCAGCAACAGGGCCAUGGACGCCAUCAAGGCUUCCGCUCCAGACGAUGUUCCUGACCAGGUGUACCAGACCCUGGUACAGUGGAGAGAGAAAGAAGGUGAGGCGGCCACACUUUCCGCCCUGGAGCAGCACCUCAGAGACCUGGACUUUCAGCAGCUGGCGGACCAGCUUUUACCAGAACCCAGGACGCCAGACCGUAGAGGCCAAGAAACUGGAGCCGUCGGUUCAGUUGUUGGCCAAGAGAAAGAUGGGCUGCAGAAAAGCGCGAGGAAAUACCCCAGCGUGACGGUUGACCAGAAGUUUCCCAUCAUCCAUUUUGACCGACUGGAUGAACAGUCCAUUCUCGGCCGUGGGGGGUUCGCCUACGUGAAGAAAGCCCGACAUCUGGACUGGAAGCAGGACGUCGCCGUCAAAUGUCUGCUGACGCGUCAGAUAGAAGGAAGUGAGCAGGAUGUGCUGUAUUCUGAAGCAAGGAAACUGAAGCUGGCCAGCAAUUCGGCCCACGUCAUCAGUCUGCUGGGGGUCUGUCUGGACCCAAACUUCGCCAUCGUGAUGCCCUACAUGGAGAACGGCUCUCUGGCCGGGCUGCUGCGGGAUGUGGACGUGCCCUGGGCCCUGAGGUGGAGAAUGGCGCACGAGAUCUCCCUGGGGAUGACUUUCCUGCACUGCCAGAACCCACAGAUUCUCCACUGUGAUCUGAAGGCAGAGAACGUGCUACUGGAUGGGGACUUCCAUGUGAAGAUUUCAGAUUUCGGUUUGUCCAAGUGGAAAGCCGAAUCUCGUGUCGUCACUCAAACCAGCCCGGAAGGAAGCACCAUCACGCAUGCGCCACCAGAGUUCCAUUCGAACAUCAACCUGGCUCCCAACACCAAGUUUGAUGUCUACAGCUUUGGGGUGCUGCUGUGGGAGAUUGUUACUAGAAGACAGCCUUAUGCACUUGCUGCCAACUCGGCCCUGAUCUCCAUGGCGGUCACCAUGGGUCAACGACCUGACCUGACCCUGAUCCCCACAGACCGGGAGGACGUGACGUCAGUGAGUCAGCUGAUGCAGACAUGUUGGAGUCAGGACCCGGAGGACAGGCCGACAUUCGACGACUGUGCUGACCGACUUCGCCAUGUGCAGGACAGGUUCAGUAGGGAGGAGGUUCGACAGGCCAUCAUCACUGUGGAGAAGAUGAAGGCUGCAGCCAGCAAGAAGUAACAGUGCUGACAACUGUCAUGUACGAGAACGUGUCAAUCGUGGCGUCCUCUCUGCUACUGGAACAGUAAUUGAGCAUUAUGUAAAGCCAUGUAAGUAUAAGUAUGGUUAUGGAGAAGAUUAGAUGUCCUUAUCAUUUCGACAGAAUCAUCAGCUGUCCGACCCAAUCUCUCUGGACACUUGACGUCAGCAAUGAGUCAAAGGUUGUCGGAAGUCCAGAGCUAUCGGGUCAGAGAGCUGACGAAGACUGACUGAGUGCAAAUUCUUGAGUUGGAGGACAGUUUAACUGUAAUGUAUCAAGUCAAGUAAAGAUCCCAACAAUACUAGUGAACAGAUGAGCUCAUUUGUUCACUACUAUUGUUGGGAUCUUUACUCGAUGUUUACUUAAUGUUUGAUCAGAAUCAUCACCAAGCUGUUGUUUUAAAACUAAUCACAGGAACUUGUCAACUGACGUAUCAUGACGACUUCUCUGGUACUGUAAUUGAGUCUAAUUUAGAGCCAUAAAUAAUGAUUGCCUGCUUAUUAAUUAAUAUAGGCUAGUUUGGUAUAAUUGAGAUCUAGUUUUGUGGUAUAUAAUUAUCUAAAGACGUCAAAUUUAUCUGCGAAUAGUUUAACACGAUAUAACAACUUGGAAUAAUGAUAAUUCAGCUUUAUAGCAGUUAAAUACUUGACCUGCCUUUUGGCUUUUUUUGUUCCCGUGAUUAGACAUGAGCUCAUAGGCUGUAAUCAAUCACAAUAUGAACGUGUAACGUUGUGUUGAUAAUUUGACAUUGACACUGAAACAUUAUUUGCAUCUUCCUCGACAUAUGAUUGUGGUUUGUAAAAUAGGUCUAGUGGUUUUGGCGUGGAAAUAGUGUGAUGAAAUUGUUUGUAGUUUAUUGUGACUUGGUAGUAACUAACAUUUUGCUCUCAUCUAACUUUUUAAAUCAUAUCAUUAUACCAUUAGAUCAUUGAUUUUAGUCCCAUACAUAGCGAUGUGGAGCAAGCGAUGUUCAUCCAUAGAACAUUGAUGUACAUUUGAUGUACCAAGGUGUCUAGUAGAAGUUAAGGCAGCGGGUAUUAAAAUAACAUAGCCAAGAUUGUAACUCCUCAAUUUGUGAAGGAAAGUCUGACACAAGAAAGUAGAGAAAAGCAGUUUGAGAAGUAACAUUUAACAUGCUAAUACAAUUGCUUCAUUACUUACUUGCAUCAUUAGCCUGCCCAAUUUGGUAAGUCAAGUUGAAAGAUGGUCAAGUUGUUUUGACAUAACGUUUCGGAAACCUGUACCAUGAUUUACAUGACGGAAACUAGCAAAAACGUUUUUGGUGUCAAAAGAACUUUACCUCUAACUCGCCUUCCAUAUCUUGAUGGGUUAAUCGAGAGUUAAGUAGAAAUGCAAGCUAAAUCAUUUACAAAAUGUAAGUGGGCUUCCAACCAAUAUCCUGGUGAAAAUAUCUUACUGCAUUGUUACUCAAUUAUUAGAUGAAUGUUUUGUAUCGUCUUUUAAUCAAUGAAAUAUGUAAGGGUGUGGUGUUGAAUUUAAGUAUUUCUUGUGAUAAGUAUUCUGCAAAAUUACACUGUUCUACAGAUGGUGUAAGUUUAGUAUUGCUUGCGGUUAGUAUUCUGAAGAUAUCAUAUUUGCAUUUGAACAAUUCGAGAGAUAGGUACACGUACAUUAUGGAACAUGAACAGUAGUUGUUUUUCAUGUUUCGGAAUCUAUAUGAUGUAUUAGAAAUAUACAUGCUGUAAACAGUUUAAGUUGAUUUUGUAUUACCGAUGAUAAACACAGUCAGUAGUGCUUUGAUGGCAGUAAAUAAUGCAACAACUUUGUGAUUCGCUCAAUGAC
Messenger RNA from Branchiostoma floridae (Florida lancelet), 4099 nucleotides. RefSeq names its product leucine-rich repeat and death domain-containing protein 1-like. The coding region runs from base 1 to 2277 and encodes 758 amino acids. Gene Ontology annotation, biological process: signal transduction; protein phosphorylation. The transcript has 12 exons. The record is from RefSeq and is a predicted model, not a curated record. Lineage: Eukaryota; Metazoa; Chordata; Leptocardii; Amphioxiformes; Branchiostomatidae. Gene Ontology annotation, molecular function: ATP binding; protein kinase activity; protein binding.